Molecule: messenger RNA, 8061 nt
Organism: Oncorhynchus nerka (sockeye salmon)
Lineage: Eukaryota; Metazoa; Chordata; Actinopteri; Salmoniformes; Salmonidae
Product: solute carrier organic anion transporter family member 4A1-like
Exons: 12
Coding region: 436-2739 (767 amino acids)
Biological process (GO): transmembrane transport; sodium-independent organic anion transport
Cellular component (GO): plasma membrane
Molecular function (GO): protein binding
Source: RefSeq, a predicted model, not a curated record
CUUUGAAUGUGCGGAUCAAGCAGCGUUUAGCGGCCACAGGACGCUGCGGCCAUAGACCUAGAAAAGCUGCGAGGACCAACAAAUUACGAACGACGUUCCAUAUCAUUGUACAUUUCCGUAGAAAUUUGAAUCAUGACUUCAUCCACCCGAAGGCAUCAAGGUCGAGAGACAACGGUUGGGUGCCUAAAAGAACAUUAACAUGAGGACGUUUCCCAGAGGCCCCAGUAAAGCACAACCUGUCCAUUUCCCUGUGUAGUGGUCCCCUCUGGCAGGAUUGCUUUCUACUUGCAGACACUUUCACUGCUCAGUGGCAUAUCCAUACCCUGGGUGAGAUAGAGUAUAGACACUAGCCCACAGGAGAAAGUCAACCCUUUCUUACAACGCACUCACUCUCCCAGGCCUUUUAUCCCUCUCAAAGAGCCCCUCCCUGGGGUCAUGCCUAUCCUACUCACUGCCGACGUCUCCUUCAGCUCCAAGCAGGAGCUGCUGGACCCCCAGGACGGCCCUAUGUGCCCCUCCCUAGAGACACCCAGCCCUGUAGACUCUCAGGAGGACAGCCCAGUGGGUUCAGGCCCCGGCAGCGCCGCUGGAAACAGCCCCGCUCGCCACAUCAUCCUCACCCGGGCUGCUACCCCACUGCCUGGACAGCUUUACACGGGCCAAGCACCCGCGGAGACCCCACUGGGCCUCACAUUCAUCCCCACACACUCAGAAGGCCUGUGUGGCUGGGGGGCUCUGACGCCCCGAGUCAUCCAGACCUUCAACACCCCUCGCUGGGUACUGUUCUUCCUGUGUGUGGCCUCCUUCCUCCAGGGCAUGAUCAUUAACGGCUUCAUCAACACCGUGGUGACCUCCAUAGAGAGACGUUUUGACCUGCGCAGCUACCAGACCGGUCUCAUCGCCAGCUCCUACGACAUCGCUGCCUGUGUGUGCCUGGCCUUCGUCAGUUACUUUGGUGGGACGGGGCACAAGCCUCGCUGGCUAGGCUGGGGGGUGCUGGUCAUGGCGCUAGGAUCUCUGGUGUUCGCCCUGCCUCACUUCACCACUCCCCCGUACCAGGUAAGCAUGCCCGAGCAGACAGGGGUGUGUACGGGGAACCGUACCAGACGUUGCCAUGAUAACGAGGGUGGGGGCCUGUCCAGCUACCGCUUUGUCUUCAUGCUGGGCCAGUUCCUGCAUGGGGUGGGAGCCACGCCCCUCUACACUCUGGGCGUCACCUACCUGGACGAGAACGUCAAAUCCAGCUACGCCCCGGUGUACAUCGGGAUCUUCUACACAGCAGCCAUCGUGGGCCCAGCUGCAGGGUAUCUUCUAGGAGGAUACUUCCUCAACAUCUACACAGAGAUCCACAUGACGACGGAGCUGACUCCAGAGAACCCUCUGUGGGUGGGGGCCUGGUGGAUUGGCUUCCUGGCGGGAGGCGCAGCAGGGCUGGUCGUCGCCCUGCCCAUCCUGGGUUACCCACGCCAACUACCAGGCUCUCAGAAGUAUGUGGCCAUGCGUGUGUCUGAGACCCACCAGCUGAAAGAUGGCAGUCAGGCCAGUGCAUCAGACCCUCAGUUUGGGAAGUCAGUGAAAGACAUGCCCAGGUCAGUGUUGCUCCUGCUGAAGAACCCUCCCUUCCUCUUCCUGUGUCUGGCGGGGGCCACAGAGGCUACCCUCAUCGCUGGCAUGUCCACCUUCGGCCCCAAGUUCCUAGAGUCUCAGUUCAGUCUGAGUGCAUCUGAGGCAGCCACCUGGUUUGGCUACAUGGUGGUACCCGCUGGUGGAGGGGGCACUUUCCUGGGUGGCUACAUCGUGAAGAAGCUGAACCUCCGUUGCCGUGACAUCAUUAGGUUCUGCAUGGUGUGUGCCGUCGUCAGUCUUCUUGCCAUCUUCAUCUUCCUCAUCCACUGUCCCAACGUCCCCAUGGCCGGGGUGACUUCCCCCUACCGCAGCAACCUGCCACCGGGUCAUCAGUACAAUGAACAGUACUAUGAGCCAGCCCACAACCUCCACAACAGUUCUUGGUUGGGGGACAACCUGAUGGUGGGCUGUAAUGCAGACUGUCACUGUUUACGAGAGCUCUAUAACCCAGUCUGUGGAUCCGAUGGUGUGAUGUAUUACUCCCCUUGUCAUGCAGGCUGCAGCACAGUCAACCACACGGAGGUCUCCACAGGUAGACAGGUGUACUCGGGCUGCAGCUGUGUGGUGGGGGGGAACGUCACGUCGGGGCAGGAGGGUCUGGCUCUGGAUGGGAAAUGCACCAGCUCCUGUAGUCACAUGCCAGCCUUCCUCACCUUCCUCUUCAUCGUCAUCUUCUUUACCUUCCUGUGUAGUAUCCCCGCCCUCACUGCUACCCUCAGGUGUGUCCCAGACAGUCAGAGGUCCUUUGGACUGGGAAUCCAGUGGAUCGUGGUGAGAAGUCUAGGUGGGAUCCCAGGCCCGAUAGCGUUUGGCUCUGUGAUCGACAUCUCAUGCCUGCUGUGGCAGGACCAGUGUGGAGAGCAGGGCUCCUGUUACCUCUACCAGAACUCUGCCAUGAGCCGCUAUACACUCAUCGCUGGCAUCAUCUACAAGGUUCUCGGCAUGAUGUUCUUCCUGCUGGCCAGUGUUCUGUACAAGCCCCCUCCAGAGUCGCCCCAGAGCAGCUGUGAGAGCACCGACCACGGGGCAGGGGAUAGCGGGGGAGAGACGGGGGACCUCUCCAUCAAGGACCUUCCACCAAAAAUCCUCACCAAUGUACACGCCAGGUUAUGAUGACUUCAGACCCCACCCACAUCUCACCGCGCGUGUGUGUGUGUGUCGUGCCACUGCAUCCUCAAUCACUGCCAGCCCACACCCGUCUCAUGGCCACUCCCAUCGCACAGACACAUCACUCCAGGGCAAGUCAUAUCUGAUCCACCCACUGAGCCCAACUUCAUCCCAUGGGCUUGCCCUCCAUCACCUCCCUGCCAGCCCACUGAACUUGGGGUUUGUGUGAUGUGAUGAAAGACUAGGGUCACAGAUAGGGUCAGAGGUUAUUCUGAGAAGUAGGAAACAUCUCCUGAUGGCUUUUGGGAUAUAAACCACUGAAAAGACACACUUGAAGGGAUCUAGUAAAUGUGGAUCAUGGAAACGUUACAGACGAUAGAAAUGUAAAGGUCAUUUCCCACAGAGACGACACAGAGUUUACCGUGAACGCCAUCUCCACUAACACGGGAACAUUGCCUUUACAUUUAAAUCACGCUGUAACAAUAAACUUCUACAAAACGGAUUGAAAAGAAGCUUUAAAUGAGUAUGAUAUGGGACAUUUUUUUUUUUUUUUUUUUUCCACCUUUAUUUAACCAGGUAGGCUAGUUGAGAACACCUUUAUUUAACCAGGUAGGCUAGUUGAGAACACCUUUAUUUAACCAGGUAGGCUAGUUGAGAACACCUUUAUUUAACCAGGUAGGCUAGUUGAGAACACCUUUAUUUAACCAGGUAGGCUAGUUGAGAACAAGUUCUCAUUUACAACUGCGACCUGGCCAAGAUAAAGCAUAGCAGCGUGAACAGACAACAACACAGAGUUACACAUGGAGUAAACAAUAAACAAGUCAAUGACACAGUAGAAAAAAAAGAGUCUAUAUACAUUGUGUGCAAAAGGCAAGAGGAGGUAGGCGAAUAAUUACAAUUUAGCAGAUUAACACUGGAGUGAUAAAUGAUCAGAUGGUCAUGUGCAGGUAGAGAUACUGGUGUGCAAAAGAGCAGAAAAGUAAAUAAAUAUAAACAGUAUGGGGAUGAGGUAGGUAAAUUGGGUGGGCUAUUUACCGAUGGACUAUGUACAGCUGCAGCGAUCGGUUAGCUGCUCAGAUAGCAGAUGUUUAAAGUUGGUGAGGGAGAUAAAAGUCUCCAACUUCAGCGAUUUUUGCAAUUCGUUCCAGUCACAGGCAGCAGAGAACUGGAAGGAAAGGUGGCCAAAUUAGGUGUUGGCUUUAGGGAUGAUCAGUGAGAUUCACCUGCUGGAAUGCGUGCUACGGGUGGGUGUUGCCAUCGUGACCAGUGAACUGAGAUAAGGCGGAGCUUUACCUAGCAUGGACUUGUAGAUGACCUGGAGCCAGUGGGUUUGGCGACGAAUAUGUAGCGAGGGCCAGCCGACUAGAGCAUACAGGUCGCAGUGGUGGGUGGUAUAAGGUGCUUUAGUAACAAAACGGAUGGCACUGUGAUAAACUGCAUCCAGUUUGCUGAGUAGAGUAUUGGAAGCUAUUUUGUAGAUGACAUCGCCGAAGUCGAGGAUCGGUAGGAUAAUCAGUUUUACUAGGGUAAGUUUGGCGGCGUGAGUGAAGGAGGCUUUGUUGCGGAAUAGAAAGCCGACUCUAGAUUUGAUUUUAGAUUGGAGAUGUUUGAUAUGAGUCUGGAAGGAGAGUUUACAGUCUAGCCAGACACCUAGGUACUUAUAGAUGUCUACAUAUUCUAGGUCGGAACCAUCCAGGGUGGUGAUGCUAGUCGGGCGUGCGGGUGCAGGCAGCGAACGGUUGAAAAGCAUGCAUUUGGUUUUACUAGCGUUUAAGAGCAGUUGGAGGCCACGGAAGGAGUGUUGUAUGGCAUUGAAGCUCGUUUGGAGGUCAGAUAGCACAGUGUCCAAGGAAGGGCCAGAAGUAUACAGAAUGGUGUCGUCUGCGUAGAGGUGGAUCAGGGAAUCGCCCGCAGCAAGAGCAACAUCAUUGAUAUAUACAGAGGAAAGAGUCGGCCCGAGAAUUGAACCCUGUGGCACCCCCAUAGAGGACCGGACAACAUGCCCUCCAAUUUGACACACUGAACUCUGUCAAAGUAGUUGGUGAACCAGGCAAGGCAGUCAUUAGAAAAACCGAGGCUACUGAGUCUGCCGAUAAGAAUAUUCGAAAGCCUUGGCCAGGUCAAUGAAGACGGCUGCACAGUACUGUCUUUUAUCGAUGGCGGUUAUGAUAUCGUUUAGUACCUUGAGUGUGGCUGAGGUGCACCCGUGACCGGCUCGGAAACCAGAUUGCACAGCGGAGAAGGUACGGUGGGAUUCGAGAUGGUCAGUGACCUGUUUGUUGACUUGGCUUUCGAAGACCUUAGAUAGGCAGGGCAGGAUGAAAAGGGGGAUGACUACAGCAGCUUUCCAAUCCUUGGGGAUCUCAGACGAUAUGAAAGAGAGGUUGAACAGGCUGGUAAUAGGGGUUGCGACAAUGGCGGCGGAUAGUUUCAGAAAUAGAGGGUCCAGAUUGUCAAGCCCAGCUGAUUUGUACAGGUCCAGGUUUUGCAGCUCUUUCAGAACAUCUGCUAUCUGGAUUUGGGUAAAGGAGAAGCUGGAGAGGCUUAGGCGAGUAGCUGCGGGGGGGCGGAGCUGUUGGCUGAGGUUGGAGUAGCCAGGAGGAAGGCAUGGCCAGCCGUUGAGAAAUGCUUGUUGAAGUUUUCAAUAAUCAUGGAUUUAUCAGUGGUGACCGUGUUACCUAGCCUCAGUGCAGUGGGCAGCUGGGAGGAGGUGCUCUUGUUCUCCAUGGACUUUACAGUGUCCCAGAACUUUUUGGAGUUAGAGCUACAGGAUGCAAAUGUCUGCCUGAAGAAGCUGGCCUUUGCUUUCCUGACUGACUGUGUGUAUUGGUUCCUGACUUCCCUGAACAGUUGCAUAUCGCGGGGACUAUUCAAUGCUAUUGCAGUCCGCCACAGGAUGUUUUUGUGCUGGUCGAGGGCAGUUAGGUCUGGAGUGAACCAAGGGCUAUAUCUGUUCUUAGUUCUGCAUUUUUUGAACAGAGCAUGCUUAUCUAAAAUGGCGAGGAAGUUACUUUUAAAGAAUGACCAGGCAUCCUCGACUGACGGGAUGAGGUCAAUAUCCUUCCAGGAUACCCGGGCCAGGUCGAUUAGAAAGGCCUGCUCGCAUGAGACAGUAUCUAUAGUAUGGGACAGUAUCUAUAGUAUGGGACAGUAUCUAUAGUAUGCGACAGUAUCUAUAGUAUGGGACAUAUAUUUAUAGUAUGGGACAUGGGACAGUAUCUAUAGUAUGGGACAGUAUCUAUAGUAUGGGACAUGGGACAGUAUCUAUAGUAUGGGGCAGUAUCUAUAGUAUGGGACAUGGGACAGUAUCUAUAGUAUGGGACAGUAUCUAUAGUAUGGGACAUGCGACCGUAUCUAUAGUAUGGGGCAGUAUCUAUAGUAUGGGACAUGGGACAAUAUCUAUAGUAUGGGGCAGUAUCUAUAGUAUGGGACAUGGGACAGUAUCUAUAGUAUGGGACAUGGGACAGUAUCUAUAGUAUGGGACAUGGGGCAGUAUCUAUAGUAUGGGACAUGGGACAGUAUCUAUAGUAUGGGACAUGGGGCAGUAUCUAUAGUAUGGGACAGUAUCUAUAGUAUGGGACAUGGGACAGUAUCUAUAGUAUGGGACAUGUAUUUAUAGUAUGGGACAUGGAGCAGUAUCUAUAGUAUGGGACAUGGGACAGUAUCUAUAGUAUGGGACAUGGGGCAGUAUCUAUAGUAUGGGACAUGGGACAGUAUCUAUAGUAUGGGACAUGGGGCAGUAUCUAUAGUAUGGGACAUGGGACAGUAUCUAUAGUAUGGGACAUGGGGCAGUAUCUAUAGUAUGGGACAUGGGACAGUAUCUAUAGUAUGGGACAUGGGGCAGUAUCUAUAGUAUGGGACAGUAUCUAUAGUAUGGGACAUGGGACAGUAUCUAUAGUAUGGGACAUGUAUUUAUAGUAUGGGACAUGGAGCAGUAUCUAUAGUAUGGGACAUGGGACAGUAUCUAUAGUAUGGGACAUGGGGCAGUAUCUAUAGUAUGGGACAUGGGACAGUAUCUAUAGUAUGGGACAUGGGGCAGUAUCUAUAGUAUGGGACAUGGGACAGUAUCUAUAGUAUGGGACAUGGGGCAGUAUCUAUAGUAUGGGACAGUAUCUAUAGUAUGGGACAUGGGACAGUAUCUAUAGUAUGGGACAUGUAUUUAUAGUAUGGGACAUGGAGCAGUAUCUAUAGUAUGGGACAUGGGACAGUAUCUAUAGUAUGGGACAUGGGGCAGUAUCUAUAGUAUGGGACAUGGGACAGUAUCUAUAGUAUGGGACAUGGGGCAGUAUCUAUAGUAUGGGACAGUAUCUAUAGUAUGGGACAUGGGACAGUAUCUAUAGUAUGGGACAUGUAUUUAUAGUAUGGGACUUUGGACAGUAUCUAUAGUAUGGGACAUGGAUCUAUAGUAUGGGACAUGGAGCAGUAUCUAUAUUAUGGGACAGUAUGGUAUGGGACAGUAUCUAUAGUAUGGGACAUGUAUCUAUAGUAUGGGACAUGGAGCGGUAUCUAUAUUAUGGGACAGUAUGGUAUGGGACAGUAUUUAUAGUAUGGAACAUGGGACAGUAUCUAUAGUAUGGGACAUGGAGCAGUAUCUAUAGUAUGGGACAUGGAGCAGUAUCUAUAGUAUGGGACAGUAUCUAUAGUAUGGGACAGUAUCUAUAGUAUGGGACAUGUAUUUAUAGUAUGGGACAUGGAGCGGUAUCUAUAGUAUGGGACAUGUGACAGUAUCUAUAGUAUGGGACAGUAUCUAUAGUAUGGGACAUGUAUUUAUAGUAUGGGACAUGGAGCGGUAUCUAUAGUAUGGGACAGUAUCUAUAGUAUGGGGCAGUAUCUAUAGUAUGGGACAUGGGACAGUAUUUAUAGUAUGGGACAUGGAGCAGUAUCUAUAGUAUGGGACAUGUGUCAGGAUUUGGCCAGGGUUGUUCCGGUUUUUGGUCACUAGAUGCCCCCAUUGUGCCUUUUGACCUUUUGUUUUCCCUUGAUCCCCAUUAUUAUUUGCACCUGUGCCUCGUUUCCCCUGAUUGUAUUUAAACCCUUUGUUUUCCUCAGUCCUUUGCUCUGUGUUUGUAUGUUAGCACCCAGCCCUAGUACUCUGUGAACUCUUGUUGAUCCCGGUGGACUCUCUUGUGGAAUUCUGUUUUUUGUUCUUGUUUGUUUGUUUUUGAGUAUUUUUUGAGGCUUUUUGUGCUAUACCUUCCACCUUGUGGAUUUACCUUUUUGUCUUGGAGGAUUACCUUUGUUCUUGUGGAAUUCCUUUUGAGGUUGUGGAGUUACAUGUUUUCCUGAAGAACUUCAUUUUUUACUUCAUUAAAUACAUCGUCUCAAGUA